This is a messenger RNA of Magnolia sinica, 780 nucleotides long. RefSeq lists its product as uncharacterized. NCBI's taxonomy places the organism in Eukaryota, Viridiplantae, Streptophyta, Magnoliopsida, Magnoliales, Magnoliaceae. The transcript is spliced from 2 exons. The coding region runs from base 1 to 780 and encodes 259 amino acids. The record is from RefSeq and is a predicted model, not a curated record.
AUGCUUUGGAAUUUGUCUUGGGAUUUUUUUCAUAACUAUUUACAAAGUCAGGAUAUUACUCAUCAGACCUUGUACUUGCACACCUCAACAAAUGGGUGGUUGAGCGCGAUAAUAGGCAUCCAGUUUGCCGACAAUACCCUUAUCCUUUCCGAAGCUUCCUCGGUCUUCAUUGACAACCUGUGCACAGCGUUACGCUGCUUCGAGGCCGUCUCAGGUCUGAGAAUCAACCUGGCUAAGUCAAAGCUGUUUGGAGUCAACCUGUCGGAAGCUGAAAUAUCCAACUAUGCAGACACCCUCGGCUGUCCUUCGGCUUCCUUCCCUUCUUUCGUGGGGCUCCCCCUUGCUAUAGGCCCUCCCACGAAAUCGAUGUGGGAUAAAAUAGUUGGUAAAUUUCAGAAAUACCUCGCCAGAUGGAAGUGCCGUUACCUAUUGUUGGGAGGCCGUCUAACCCUCAUCAAGGCAGACCUGUCCAACCUCCCUUUAUACUACAUGUCCCUGUUCAGAUGCCCCUCUUCUGUGCUCCUGUCCAUUGAUAAGCUAAGACGCGACUUCUUGUGGUGCGGGAAGGAAAAUCAGAAGAAGCUACACCUUUUAGACUGGAAAGAGGUCUGCAAACACUUCCAAGAGGGAGGAGCUAGUGUCAAAAUUUUGAAAAUUAUGAACCAGGCCCUUCUCGGUGGGUGGUGGACAAAAGAUUCCUCAGCCUACAGGGCUUCUUUCCUAUGGAAGGGGAUCCUUGGUCAAAACAGGCUGUCCUUGAGAGUAUCAGCUAUGAGCUAG